Messenger RNA from Helianthus annuus (common sunflower), 6397 nucleotides. RefSeq names its product callose synthase 2. Gene Ontology annotation, biological process: (1->3)-beta-D-glucan biosynthetic process. The transcript has 43 exons. NCBI's taxonomy places the organism in Eukaryota, Viridiplantae, Streptophyta, Magnoliopsida, Asterales, Asteraceae. Gene Ontology annotation, cellular component: plasma membrane; 1,3-beta-D-glucan synthase complex. Gene Ontology annotation, molecular function: 1,3-beta-D-glucan synthase activity. The record is from RefSeq and is a predicted model, not a curated record. The coding region runs from base 203 to 6106 and encodes 1967 amino acids.
UGCUUCUGCUUUUUCCCUCCCUCUUUCUUUCUAUAUGUGUUCUGUCUUUUAGCAGAAAGCAUUCCUCCUCAUAAAAAUCUCUUUUUUGAAUUUUCUACCACCAUCAUAAAAGCUGCUUUUCUAUAACACUUUGAGCGACAAUCAUCUGAGUUUCUUAUCUAAAGGAGCCUAAGCCAUUUUGCAAGAAGGAUUUUAAGAAACAAUGGCGUACAACCGCAGAGGGUUUGACCAGCAGCCACCUGGACGGCUGACGUACACUCAAACAUCUGGUACUUUGGGCAUGGAGUCUAUGAUGGACAGUGAGGUGGUGCCUUCGUCACUCGAAGAAAUUGCACCUAUUCUCCGUGUUGCUAAUGAAGUUGAAGCUGCAAAUCCAAGAGUUGCCUACCUUUGUCGCUUCUAUGCUUUUGAGAAAGCACACAAACUAGAUCCAAAAUCAAGUGGACGUGGUGUUCGCCAAUUCAAGACUGUCCUACUUCAACGCCUAAAGAGGGAAGACCAAACAACAUUAGCCGGACGAAAAAAGAGCGAUGCUCGUGAAAUGCAGAAUUUUUAUCAACAUUACUACAGGAAGUACAUUCAAGCCUUACUAAAGGCAGAUAAAGCUGAUCGUACCCGGUUUACGAAAGCUUAUCAGACUGCUGAAGUGCUGUUUGAUGUUUUAAAAGCGGUUAACUCCACCGAGUCUGUAGAGAUGGCAGAUGAGAUUUUGGAAGCUCACACUAAGAUUACUGAGAAGACAGAGAUGUAUGUUCCUUAUAAUAUACUUCCACUUGACCCUGAUAGUUCAAAUCAAGCUAUAAUGAGAUAUCCAGAGAUUCAAGCUUCGGUUUCUGCACUCCGUAACACCAGGGGACUUCCAUGGCCCAAGGACUACAUGAAGAAAGUACACGAUGACAUCCUGGACUGGCUACAGGCUAUAUUUGGUUUUCAGAAAGAUAGUGUCGCAAAUCAGAGAGAGCACUUAAUCUUGUUGCUUUCAAAUGCUUACAUACGCCAGUUCCCAAAUCCUGAUCCACAUUCUAAGUUGGAUGAUCGUGCGGUUACUGACGUUAUGAAGAAACUUUUUAAAAAUUACAAGAAGUGGUGCAAAUAUUUGGGUCGCAAAAGUAGUCUUUGGUUGCCAAAUAUUCAACAAGACGUGCAACAAAGAAAGUUGUUGUACAUGGGUCUAUAUCUUCUCAUAUGGGGCGAAGCUGCAAACUUGAGAUUUAUGCCAGAAUGUCUUUGCUAUAUCUAUCAUAAUAUGGCAUUUGAGGUAUAUGGUAUUUUGGCUGGUAGUGUUACGCCCGAUGGUAAGAAUAUGCAACCUGCAUAUGGGGGUGAAAAAGAGGCAUUCUUGUGGAAGGUUGUGCAUCCAAUCUACAAAACAAUAGCUAAGGAAGCCGAAAAAAGCAAAGGGGGGAGGACAAAGCAUUCUCAAUGGAGAAACUACGAUGACUUAAAUGAAUACUUUUGGUCACCCGAUUGCUUUCGUCUGGGUUGGCCAAUGCGCGUGCUUGAUGAUACGUCUUUCUUUUGCCCGUCUGAUGACGAUAAAAAAUCUGCUACUAGUGAAAAAGCUGCGCCUAGUGAAAAAUCUGCUACAAAUAAUCAUCCAAUAGGAAAAAUCAAUUUCGUUGAAAUAGAUUCGUAUUGGCAUAUCUUUAGGAGCUUUGAUAGGAUGUGGAGCUUUUUCAUUUUGUCUUUACAGGCAAUGAUUAUAAUAGCAUGGAAUGGGUCGGGUGAACUAAGUUCAAUCUUCGAGGGAGUUGUAUUUAAGAAAGUCUUGAGCAUCUUCAUAACAGCAGCCGUUUUAAAACUUGCACAAGCUGUCCUUGAUAUAGCUAUGAUGUGGAAAGCAAGGUUCAGCAUGCCAUUUCAUGUGAAACUUCGAUAUAUUCUGAAGGCUCUAUCUGCAGCAGCUUGGGUAGUUGCUUUACCAAUAACAUAUUCAUAUAGUUGGAACAACCCUUCAGGUUUUGAGGAGACCAUUAAGAACUGGUUCGGUAACGGACCAAGUUCACCAUCUCUUUUCAUUUUAGCCGUUGUUAUCUACUUAUCUCCAAAUAUCCUUUCUGCAUUACUGUUUCUCCUACCAUUUAUACGUCGCAAUCUAGAGCGAUCAGACUACAAAAUUGUGACAUUCAUGAUGUGGUGGUCUCAGCUUCCACUUUAUGUUGGGAGGGGAAUGCAUGAAGAUCCGCUCUCUCUUAUCAAAUACACUAUGUUCUGGGUACUCCUCAUAGCGGCAAAGUUAGCUUUCAGUUACUACUUAGAGAUAAAGCCUCUAGUGGGCCCAACAAAAGCAAUAAUGGAACUUCAUGUAAGACGUUAUGAAUGGCAUGAGUUCUUCCCUCAAGCUAACAGCAAUAUUGGUGUUGUGAUUGCACUAUGGUCUCCUAUCAUUCUAGUCUAUUUUAUGGAUACACAGAUAUGGUAUGCAAUAUUUUCCACAAUAUUUGGUGGUAUUUAUGGUGCAUUUCGGCGUCUUGGAGAGAUUCGAACUUUAAGCAUGUUGAGAAGCCGAUUUCCGUCACUUCCGGGUGCAUUUAAUGAUUGCUUAAUUCCACAAGAAAUUAGUGAAAGCACUAAGAUGGGAAUCAACGCCACUCUAACCCGUAGAUUGAAUAAGUCCCAAAGGAAACUUUUUGGGCAUUCAUUUCAGGAAGCAACUAAUAAAGAGGACACAGCAAGGUUUGCUCAGAUGUGGAACAAAAUAAUUACAACUUUCAGGGAAGAAGAUUUGAUAAGCAAUAGGGAAAGGGACCUUUUACUCAUGCCAUGCUGGUCAGAUUUUGACUUGAAUCUUAUUCAGUGGCCUCCAUUUUUACUUGCUAGCAAGCUUCCAAUAGCCUUGGACAUGGCAAAGGAUAGCAAGGGAAAAGACCGCGACCGUCAACGAGAACUGCAAAAGAGGCUAAAUGCAGAUAUUUAUAUGCUCUGUGCUGUAAAGGAAUGCUAUGCUUCAUGCAAAAAUAUUAUGAACCUUCUUGUCCUAGGGGAUAGUGAAAAGACUGUCAUUACUGAGAUUUUUGAAAAAGUUGACCAUCACAUAAAGGAGGGAGAUCUUAUACGGGUGUUGGAUAUGAGUGCACUGCCUAGUCUCACUGAUCAUUUCAUUCGUCUUAUCGAGCUUUUGAAAAGAAAUAAAGCUAGUGACAAGAAGAAACUUGUAAUUGAGCUACAAAACAUGCUGGAGGUGGUGAAAAAAGACAUAUUAAAUGAGACAGAUUCUAGCAUGCUGGAGUCAAGUCAUAGUGGAUCUUAUGGAGUUCAUGAGGCUAUAGCACCACAAAAUAAACAUUAUCUUUUUGCGGAGCUUAAUUUUCCUGUUACUGUUGAGACAGAAGAAUUAGCUUGGAAGGAGAAAAUUACAAGGCUUCAUCUCUUGCUUACUGAAAAAGAAUCUGCUAUGGAUGUACCAUCAAACUUAGAAGCCAGAAGGCGUUUAUCUUUCUUCGCAAAUUCAUUGUUUAUGGACAUGCCUGUGGCACCCAAAGUUAGAAAUAUGAUAUCUUUCUCGGUCCUGACUCCUUACUACAUUGAGGAUGUGCUUUUUUCUAUGGAUGCCUUGGAAAAGCCAAAUGAAGAUGGAGUUUCCAUCCUUUUCUAUCUACAGAAAAUUUACCCUGAUGAAUGGAAGAAUUUUCGAGAGAGGGUGGGACUUAAGAAUGAAGACGAAAUGAAAGGAGAUUCGGUUUGGGAGGAAAAACUUCGCCAUUGGGCAUCAUAUAGAGGCCAAACGCUUACCAAGACUGUACGAGGCAUGAUGUACUAUCGGCAAGCAUUGGAACUUCAGGCUUUCCUUGACAUAGCAAAGGAAGACGAGUUGAUGAAAGGAUACAAGGCUGCUGAUUCUAACACAGAAGAAUAUUUGAGGAAUGAAAGAUCACUAUUGGCCCAAUGCCAAGCAGUUGCGGAUAUGAAGUUCACGUAUGUUGUCUCAUGUCAACAAUAUGGCAUUCAGAAAAGAUCAAAUGAUGCCCGUGCUCAUGACAUUUUAAAGCUUAUGGCAACGUAUCCUUCUCUUCGUGUUGCCUAUAUCGAUGAGGUGGAAGAACCUAGCUAUGGCAGAUCAGAAAAAGUGCGUGAUAACGUUUCUUACUAUUCUGUUCUUGUGAAAGCUGUGCCUAAGUCUGCAGAUGCAUCUGACCGGGAUCAAAACUUAGAUCAGGUUAUAUACCGUAUAAAACUUCCAGGGCCUGCCAUAUUGGGUGAGGGUAAACCAGAGAACCAAAAUCAUGCCAUAAUUUUCACACGCGGAGAAGGCUUGCAAACAAUAGACAUGAACCAGGACAACUACAUGGAAGAAGCCUUUAAAAUGAGGAAUUUGCUUCAAGAAUUUCUUGUCAAACACGGUGUUCGAACUCCAACCAUACUUGGACUUAGGGAGCAUAUAUUCACUGGCAGUGUUUCUUCUCUUGCAUGGUUCAUGUCUAACCAGGAGACUAGUUUUGUAACAAUUGGACAAAGAUUGUUGGCUAACCCAUUAAAGGUCAGAUUUCACUAUGGGCAUCCUGAUGUUUUUGAAAGACUAUUUCACUUGACCAGAGGGGGUAUCAGCAAGGCUUCAAAAAUCGUUAACCUGAGUGAAGACAUAUUUGCAGGUUUUAACUCUACACUACGUGGAGGAAAUGUUACUCAUCAUGAAUACAUACAAGUUGGAAAAGGAAGAGAUGUGGGCCUCAACCAGAUAUCAUUGUUUGAGGCGAAGAUAGCUAACGGAAAUGGGGAGCAAACAAUGAGUCGUGAUAUAUAUCGGCUUGGACACCGUUUUGAUUUCUUCCGCAUGCUUUCAUGCUAUUUCACUACUGUGGGAUUCUACUUCAACACACUGCUCACUGUGCUUAUAGUGUAUGUGUUUCUGUAUGGCCGCCUAUAUCUUGUACUAAGUGGACUUGAGAGAGUGUUGAGUACGAAUAAAGCAAUGAUGAAAAAUAACCCACUUCAUGUAGCUCUUGCUUCUCAAUCUUUUGUUCAAAUCGGCUUUCUUAUGGCACUUCCGAUGAUAAUGGAAAUAGGACUGGAAAGAGGAUUCAGAAGUGCUUUUACUGAUUUUGUUCUGAUGCAACUACAGUUAGCUUCUGUGUUUUUCACAUUUUCUCUUGGUACAAAAACCCAUUACUAUGGUAGAACUUUGCUUCGUGGGGGUGCACAAUACAGAGCUACAGGUCGUGGAUUCGUUGUAUUUCAUGCCAAAUUUGCCGAGAACUACAGGCUCUAUUCUCGCAGUCACUUUGUCAAAGGAAUCGAACUUCUCAUCUUACUUGUUGUAUAUGAAAUAUUUGGUGAAUCUUAUAGAAGUUCGCUAGCAUAUGUAGUGAUUACAGUAUCAAUGUGGUUCAUGGUGGGAACAUGGCUUUUUGCUCCCUUUCUUUUUAACCCAUCAGGAUUCGAAUGGCAGAAAAUUGUUGACGAUUGGACAGAUUGGAAGAAGUGGAUAAGCAACCGAGGUGGGAUUGGUGUGCCUGCUGAAAAAAGUUGGGAAUCAUGGUGGGAAAAAGACCAAGAACAUCUUCUUUCUUCUGGGAUAAGGGGUACCAUUAUGGAGAUUUUGUUGGCAUUUCGGUUCUUUAUUUAUCAAUUUGGACUUGUAUAUCAUCUCAACAUCACAAACAGCAAAAGUUUUCUGGUUUAUGGAAUAUCGUGGCUCGUGAUCUUUGCAGGACUUCUUGUAAUGAAGGGGGUGUCAUAUUGUAGAAGAUCUCUUAGCAAUGACUAUCAGCUUGCAUUCCGAUUGAUUAAAGGAUUAGUCUUUGUCACUUUUCUUUCUAUCCUGAUCACCAUAAUUGCACAACCUCAUAUGACAGUGAAGGAUAUAAUAGUAUGCAUCCUUGCUUUAAUGCCUACCGGUUGGGGAGUGCUUCUGAUUGCACAAGCUCUGAAGCCAUUUUUGAGACGAUCUGGAUUCUGGUCAUCUGUUAGAACGCUAGCACAAUAUUAUGAAAUGAUCAUGGGGAUGAUUCUAUUCACUCCGGUUGCAUUUUUGGCUUGGUUCCCAUUCGUCUCAGAAUUCCAAACACGAAUGCUGUUUAACCAAGCAUUUAGCAGAGGUCUACAAAUCUUUCGUAUUCUUGGUGGUGGCCAAAAGAAAGACAAAGACAAAUCCUCUCGCAACAAUUAGGAGUGAGUUUUUUGUCCUGCUCAUCAAUCAUCUUGGCCGUUAAUAUGUAUGUUGUGGAGUCAUCAUGAACAACAUGCUGAAUAAAUAACAAGUGAAUUACGUAUAUAGUUUUAUGUAAGUUUUUUCUAGCUGGGUUGGGACCUCUGUUUACUAAUUAUGGAUAUAGGAACUCAUGCUGCAACAUCUUUUCUUCAUGAUUAAUGCUAGAGGCCACAAUUUGAAUCCAUGUAAGAAAUCACCAAAAAUGUACAUACUAAACAUUUAAACAUGGACUUUUUUCCCAUUUGUAAA